Trichoderma aggressivum f. europaeum is the source of this 1581-nucleotide messenger RNA. RefSeq lists its product as uncharacterized. Gene Ontology annotation, biological process: L-tryptophan biosynthetic process. The transcript has 3 exons. Bases 1 to 1581 code for a protein of 526 amino acids. The record is from RefSeq and is a predicted model, not a curated record. Gene Ontology annotation, molecular function: anthranilate synthase activity. NCBI's taxonomy places the organism in Eukaryota, Fungi, Ascomycota, Sordariomycetes, Hypocreales, Hypocreaceae.
AUGGCACAUGUGAGAAGCUUCGUCCCGUCUCUCGACGCCGUCAGAGAGCUCCUCAACAAGCCCGUCAAGGGCGGCGCAAAGAAGCCCACGCUCGUUCCCGUCUAUCGCCAAAUCAGCUCCGACCUCAUCACCCCCUCCGCCGCGUACCUCAAGGUCUCGGCACACGCCAAAUCCACCGCCUCCGCCUCCUCCACAUACUCGUUCCUCUUCGAAUCGGCCGCCACCGAGCAGGUCGGCCGGUACAGCUUCGUCGGCGCCAACCCGCGCAAGAUCCUCACCACCGGCCCUCUACACGGCGACCAGAAGGAUCCGCUGCCGGCCCUGGAGGAGGAGCUGGCCGCCCAUGUCGUCGCACACGUCCCGGGGCUGAGGCUGCCUCCCAUGGCGGGAGGAGCCGUUGGCUACGUUGGCUACGACUGCGUGCGAUACUUUGAGCCCAAGACCGCGCGGCCGAUGGAGGACGUCUUGAAGAUCCCCGAGUCUCUCUUCAUGCUGUACGACACAAUCGUGGCCUUUGACAAGUUUUACGGCAUCAUCAAGGUCAUCAGCUACGUCAAGGUUCCGGCGGAUGGACAGACGGGCCUAGAAGCGGCGUACGACGACGCAAAGAAGACAAUCGACGAGCUGAUAAACGUCCUCAACAGCCCCGAGAUUCCCCUGCCAGAGCAGGGCCCCAUCACGCUGGGCCAGGAGUACAAGUCCAACAUUGGCCGCGAAGGCUACGAGGGCCAUGUCACCAAGCUAAAAGAGCACAUCGUCAUCGGCGACAUCAUCCAGGCCGUCCCCUCGCAGCGCUUCGCCCGCCCUACCAACCUCCACCCCUUCAACAUCUACCGACACCUGCGGACCGUCAACCCGUCGCCGUACAUGUUCUACAUUGACUGCCAGGACUUCCAGAUCGUCGGCGCCUCACCCGAGCUGCUGGUCAAGUCGGAGGCCGGCCGGAUAAUCACCCACCCCAUUGCCGGAACCGUCAAGCGAGGACCAACGCCAGAGGACGACGAGCGCCUGGCCAACGAGCUGCGCAACUCGCUCAAGGACCGCGCCGAGCACGUCAUGCUCGUCGACCUCGCCCGCAACGACGUCAACCGCGUGGGCGACCCCUUCACCGUCCGCGUCGACCGCCUCAUGGUCGUCGAAAAGUUCAGCCACGUCCAGCAUCUCGUCUCCCAGGUCUCCGGCGUCCUGCGCCCAGGCCAGACCCGGUUCGACGCCUUCCGGUCCAUCUUCCCCGCCGGCACCGUCUCCGGCGCGCCAAAGGUCAAGGCCAUGGAGCUCAUCGCCGAGCUGGAGAAGGAGAAGCGCGGCGUGUAUGCCGGCGCGGUGGGAUACUUUGGCUACGGCGGAGUGGACGAGAACGGCCAAGACGUCGAGGGUGCCAUGGACACUUGCAUCGCUCUGCGGACCAUGAUGGUCAAGGAGGGCGUGGCGUAUCUCCAAGCAGGUGGCGGUAUCGUAUUCGACUCAGAUGAAUAUGAAGAGUGGCAAGAAACCAUUAACAAGCUGGGCGCCAACAUGCAGUGCAUCGUCCAGGCCGAGGAGAUAUAUUACGAUCAGCAACAAGGCGCAAAGAUGGCAUGA